CGAUCGAUCCGUAAGGUCUUCUGGUUGACUUUGCAAUACAAACAUGGCCAUACGGACCAUCCGCUUGGCCCAGCUGGGUGCACUGGUAACGGUAAUUGCAGUUCUAGCUGGUGGUUGCAACGGCGCUUCUGUUGACCAUGAUGGAAACUACCGGGGUUUCAAACUUUUCUCCGUGCGGCAGAAGGAUGAGACGACGGUAAAGCAUCUGCGAGAACUGCAGCUGUCCAACGAUGAGCUGGAUUUCUGGAAGCUGGAUCGGAUUGCUGGAUCCGAGGCACACGUUCUUGUCCCUCCGUCCCAGGUGAAGUCCUUCGUUGCCGAUCUGCUCAAGAACCGCAUUCAGUUCCGCGAGCUUAUUUCCGAUUAUGGAAGAAUUAAGGACGAGAACACCCGCUUCGGCACAUCGCGCCGGUUGUCGAACAAGAACCCAAUCCUGACGAAGUAUCUGCGGCACCAGGAAAUCAACGAUCUGCUCGAGUCCUAUGCCAGACGUCACCCGAGCUUUGUGUCGGUCAACGAGAUUGGUAAAUCGUACGAGGGACGUUCGAUCAAAUCCAUCACGAUUCGGUCGCCUGUUGCAGGCAACGCAUCCCGACCCAUCGUGCUGAUCGAUGCUGGAAUUCAUGCCCGGGAGUGGGCCGCCCCAGCAACGGCCGUAUACGUCAUCAGUGAGUUGGUGGAAAAUGCGGCUAAACAUCGGGAUCUGCUCGACGGGCUUACAUGGAUCGUCGUACCGCUGGUUAACCCGGACGGUUACGAGUACAGUCACGAGUCGGUACGACUGUGGCGUAAAACACGCCGACCAACGGGCCAGCAUUGCUUCGGCAUUGACGGUAACCGGAACUUUGAUUUCCACUGGUCCGAGGUCGGUUCGUCCGAUAGUCCCUGUUCCGAUACGUUCCAUGGUGAGCACUCGUUCUCCGAACCCGAAACGCAGGCCAUUCGUAACGAGCUGCUGCGCCUGAAGGGUAGCUGCAAGUUCUAUCUGACGCUCCACUCGUACGGCGAAUAUCUGCUGUACCCAUGGGGAUGGACUUCCAACUUACCCCAGGAGUGGGAGAUUAUCGAUGAGGUGGCUCGUGCCGGUGCGGAUGCUAUCCAUGAUGCGACCGGAACCUCGUACCGGGUCGGUAGCUCAACCAAUGUACUCUAUGCUGCCGCCGGUGGUAGUGAUGAUUACGCGUUCGCGGUGGCUGACGUGCCAAUUGCGAUCACGAUGGAGCUACCGGGUGGUGGAAACUCUGGCUUCAACCCGCCAGCCAGCCAGAUUGAGGAAAUCGUAAAGGAAUCGUUCGUCGGUAUUCGGGCGAUGGCGAUCGACGUGGCUCGAAAAUAUGCCUAAAGGGUCUACUGGCAGGGUUUUGCAUGCCUUCGUGGCAAUGGUGUACUUGUGUCUGCAAUGCCUGAAAUAUAGUUUAUGAAUACUCCAA
Molecule: messenger RNA, 1430 nt
Organism: Anopheles darlingi
Lineage: Eukaryota; Metazoa; Arthropoda; Insecta; Diptera; Culicidae
Product: carboxypeptidase B-like
Exons: 3
Coding region: 44-1342 (432 amino acids)
Biological process (GO): proteolysis
Molecular function (GO): metallocarboxypeptidase activity; zinc ion binding
Source: RefSeq, a predicted model, not a curated record